AUGUUGGGCGGCAAAAAUAGAAUGAGAUAUGUGGAAAGCGAUUAUUACGCAAAAUACCAGUUGGACGGGAAAAUCGCGCAAAAUCUGCCGUCACGCACAUUGCGCCAUAACUGUGCCGAUCUCUUGCCCCGCCGGCAGUCUGACUCGCGUAUUCCGAUGCUCCAACUGCUUCUUCUGUCGUUGACGUCAUCUGCGACGUCGACCCCCUCGGUCUGGUCCUGUCCGUUCGUCAACCCUAUGGGGCCUCUUCCGCCCAUGGACUUUCGCAUGGGCGAGGAGUAAGUCUUUUGAAGCGGUUGUCGCAAUCUCAAAAACUAUUGUAGAAAAAUUCAAAAAAGUUGAACUGAAACCUCAAAAAGGGGUUUUAAAGAUGGCUUCUCUUAGCAUACCGAUAUAAAGUCUUUUAUCAUUUUUGUUUUUUCUUUUAGUUUGAGUCUAAAAUUUAAUCUGAAACUGCGAAGCGAAAAUUUUUUUAACUUCGCUUUUUCCGCGGCGUUAUCAUUGGAAUAAUAUGGGCAAUAAAAAGGGGGAUUUGUGAUAAAAAAGAAUGCCACUUUGAGGACCUUUUAUUACUCUUCGAAUGUUUCCGUCGAAAGUAGACCAUCAACAUCCAAGAAAAAGACAAAAUGUUUAAUGCCGAUAUUCUCGCUUCAACGCUUUUUACCUAAUGAUAUAUAACAUAACGAAAAAAAAAAACUUAAGAAAAAUCAACAUUCGAAAUGUUUUGUUAUUAAAAAUAUCUGAAUUCUCGUAGGAUAGAUUCACAAUUGUUAAACCGUUGUACGGUUUCGAUUUCUUUGAAGAUGUUUAAAAUUUCACUUGAAAUGCUCCGUUUCAAGAGGAGAAUAUGCAAAAAAGUUGUGCUGCGUAAUUCAUUUUUCUUUUUAGAGGUUUUCGCUCCUCAGAACUCUUUUUCCUUUCAUUCUGUAGACGUUUUUGUUUCAGCUGCCCGUCGGAUUCGUUUCUGCACUAUUAUUCCUGCUGCGAUGACAAUCCGUUCCAGUGUUGCUUCCAUUUUGAGACGUGGGCUAUGUAAGUCUUCUUGAUAGAAAACCGAAACAGGAAAAUGAAUUCUUCGAAAAAAAACGCUUCUCAAUUGGGCGAGAAGCUGUCAAGUUACAGUCAGAGGGGAAUACCGUGAAGCGGAGCUCACUAGAGUCUAUUUCUUUCUUGUAUCGCAAUAGACGAGCAAUAAGGCGAGCCAUAAGCUCCGCCCACGAGAAUGUGUUGAGAAAAAGAAGUUUGGACUCAGAAAUGGGUCCCGUUUAAGCUCAAUUUUCUUUUAGAGCAUUUGACUCGUAUUGUCUUUUAAAAUAAACGGUAGGGACCACAGACCUAUUUUUCAAACUCAAGCUAGCUCCUCGUUUUUGUUAUAAAAAUAAUGAUUUUAACAUGUAGUAUGCGAAAACAGAGAACACGGCAUUAUUAUAAUGCCGUGUUCAAAGUAAUUUCCGCGAAAUGCGAAAUUGUCUCUGACCCUCCAAAAUUUAGUUAUCUUUCUCUUUCUCUGACGGCUAUUUUGAAUUUCGCGGAAUCACUUUGAACACGGCAUAAACGUGUGAUCUAAAAACAUAUUUUUGAGAUAGAACAAAAUAUUGGUAUCUUUGAAAGGAUCUUGGUCCUUUCUUAUCGACGUCUUUUAUACUGCCAACUUACUUUACUUGAUGAUUUGUUCCGAAAAAAACCUUACAACGUUAAUUAGUUAAAAUUUUUUUUAUAUUUCUUCAUAAAAAUCCUUGUCGAAAAAAAUUUUUGAUAAUCGAGUAUAUUUCUUCCAUUUGAGUUUAACUCCAUUUGAAUAUGUUUUCACUUAUUCUUACUCUUAAUCAAACUUUUUAACCUAUAGCUUUGAACAGGUCAUAUAAAAAUUUUAUUUGAAAAAAAGUUGAAUCUUUGGUUUUUCAGAGCUCCAAUUUGAGAUGAAUAUUGAAGAACAAUAAGUAUAGAAGCAAUUGGGAGAAUCAGUGAGCGAAAAUGAAAAAAGAGUUUCAAUUCUUUAGUUUGAAUUCUACGAGAAAAAAAAUUUAAAAAAAAAUUAAUAUUUAGUUUGAAGUUGAAGAGACGUUUAUAUGUAGGUUGAUCGAAGGGAGUGGUUUGUAGAGUAAUGUUCGGUGUGACCUGCAUCGUGCUCCUCGCGGUCGGUCUGUUCUUCUCAGGUCGACUUCUCCUUUCUGUACACUAG
This is a messenger RNA of Caenorhabditis auriculariae, 2182 nucleotides long. The record is from the annotation of a GenBank genome assembly. NCBI's taxonomy places the organism in Eukaryota, Metazoa, Nematoda, Chromadorea, Rhabditida, Rhabditidae.